UUAAAAAGUGCAAAGAAUGCCCCUCCUUUAUACACAGAAGUUUGCUCUAGAAAUCCUACUACACUUAUGCAAUCAAAAAGUAGCUCUGUAUUUUCAAACAAAAACUUUGGUCUAUCUUUAGAAGGAGAAAAUGAUUUUACUCAUCUUGAAUCAUUGGUUGUUAAAGACCAUGCUGGGUCAAUCAGUGAUGUCCAGGAUGAUUCAGAUGAUGACCCAAACUGGGAAAAUAAAUUUAGCGGUGAUGAUUCAUCUUUAGAAAGUAAUAAUAUUCAACAUGAAACAAAUGUUGUAUUAUUUUCCCCUAACACACAAACCUGGAAAGUUAAUGCAUUAAAUGAAACAGAAUGUACUAAAUUAGAAUUAAAUAAUCAAGGUCCAUUUAAGUCACCCGGAAAAUGGAAUAUAUCUAGUGUUAGCAAUGAUAAAAUAAAAUUAGCGAAUGUGACAAGAGCCUUGGAUUUAGAUGAAAAUAGUAAAAUUGUGAUUGAUGAAUCAACUUCAGAUGUAGGUACAUCAAAAUCUACAAAUAUGUCAUUUAAUGUUAAUGCUAAUACGUUCAUGUCUUCUCAUGAUUUUCAAAAAUUUGUAUUUACUUCUUUAACACAUUUUAAGUAUGACAUUAGUGCUAUGAUGCACAUUAUAAAAGACACAAAUGAGAAGGUUCAAGCACUCAUAUCUCAAUCAAAUGGCAAUCAUUUUGAUUCAGCGCUAUCUCUAAAACAAAGUAGUUUAGAUUUGAAUAUGUUUCCUAUAACUACUGAAAACCAACUUAUGGAUAUAGAAAAAAAGAUUGAUGAUGAUAUUAAUUUUAAAAAUGAACUGGUAUGUAAGUUAUCAUUGUUAGUUGAUAAUAACAAUUUAAACAACAGUGUGCGAAGAAUAAUUUCACGUUUGUGUGAUGAUAUAUUGCUUUUGAACUACUCAUUAACUGGAUUUAAACAUAAUAAGACAUUUAAAAAUCUGAAUGUUUAUCGUGUACUUAUUGAUGCUGUGAGAAUGAACGUACAAUUUAGUAAAAUUCCAGAUCAAAAAAUUGAUGUUCCAUUACGAGUUUGGUUGGAUCAUUCAAAAUUCAGAAUAAGAGACAAGAAAGAAAAAAAUAAUAACACAUUAAAUAAUUGUU
Messenger RNA from Sipha flava (yellow sugarcane aphid), 1123 nucleotides. RefSeq lists its product as uncharacterized. The transcript has 7 exons. Lineage: Eukaryota; Metazoa; Arthropoda; Insecta; Hemiptera; Aphididae. The record is from RefSeq and is a predicted model, not a curated record. The annotation marks the transcript as partial.